Acanthopagrus latus (yellowfin seabream) is the source of this 1947-nucleotide messenger RNA. Its product is annotated as nuclear factor 7, brain-like. The record is from RefSeq and is a predicted model, not a curated record. NCBI's taxonomy places the organism in Eukaryota, Metazoa, Chordata, Actinopteri, Spariformes, Sparidae. Bases 171 to 1589 code for a protein of 472 amino acids. The transcript is spliced from 2 exons. Gene Ontology annotation, molecular function: protein binding; zinc ion binding.
GAAACAGUUUGUCGGUGUGUGUGUGUCUGUGUGUGUGUGUGUGUUUCUCUUUAGUACAGAACCACAGACAGAUUAUCAGAUCCACCUUCAGACUGAACUAACAACAUCUUCUGAGUGAGUUCAUCUACAGGAGAGAGGAGGAAACUACAACACUGCAGAAGCUCAACACAAUGAAGCGUCACUUGGAGGAUACAAUAGUUUUCAGGUUAGAGGAGGAUCUCUGCUGUCCGGUGUGUCAAGAUGUCUUCAGAGAGCCUGUUAUCCUGUCAUGUAGCCACAGCUUCUGUAAAGACUGUCUGCAGAGCUGCUGGACAGAGAGAAAAACACGUGAAUGUCCAGUUUGUAGGAAAAGAUCUUCAAAGGACCUUCCUGCUGUAAACCUGGCGUUAAAGAACCUGUGUGAGACCUUCUUACAGGACAGAGAUCAGAGAGCUUCAGAGGAUCUCUGCAGUCGGCACUCUGAGAAACUCAAACUCUUCUGUCUGGACCAUCAGCAGCCGGUGUGUCUCGUCUGCAGAGACUCGGACCAACACACCAACCACAGAUUCAGACCCAUCGAUGAAGCUGCACGACAACACAAGAAGAAACUUCAGGAAACUCUGGAGCCUUUAAAGAAGAAGUUAAAGGUUUUGGAAGAAGUUAAAGUGAAGUUUGAUCAGACAGCAGAACACAUGAAGGUCCAGGCCCGACACACAAAGAGGCAGAUCAAGGAUCAGUUUAAGAAGCUGCACCAGUUUCUAGCAGAGGAAGAGGAGGCCAGGAUGGCUGCACUGAGGGAGGAAGAGGAGCAGAAGAGUCAGAUGAUGAAGGAGAAGAUGGAGGCUCUGAGCAGAGAGAUAGCAGCUCUUUCACACACAGUCAGAGCCACAGAGGAGCAGCUGAGAGCUGAAGACGUCUCAUUCCUGCACAACUACAAGGCUGCAGUGGAAAGAGUCCAGCAGCGCCCCCUGCUGGAGGAUCCACAGCUGCCCUCAGGAGCUCUGAUAGACCAGGCCAAACACCUGGGCAACCUGAGCUUCAACAUCUGGAACAAGAUGAAGGACAUGGUCUCCUACACUCCUGUGGUUCUGGACCCAAACACUGCUUAUCCAGAACUCAUCCUGUCUGAAGAUCUGAGCAGUGUGAGAGGAGGAGAGAGACAGAAGCUUCCUGAUAAUCCAGAGAGGUUUGAUGAUUUCUGGUCUGUCCUGGGAUCUGAGGGCUUUAACUCGGGGACUCACAGCUGGGACGUCGAGGUUGGAGACAGUAGAGUCUGGAGAGUGGGUGUGUUAGCAGAGUCUGCUCAGAGGAAGGGAGACACACUGUCUGGAAUAUGGAGAAUAAAGUUAAUUAACGGUAAAUACUCUGUGCUGUCACUACCAGCUCCAUCUGCUGAUCUCGUCUUGCAGAAGAAGCUCCAGAGGAUCAGAGUGAAUCUGGACUGGACCAGAGGAGAGCUGUCGUUCUCUGAUCCUGAUAAUAACACACACCUGCACACCAUCACACACACUUUCACUGAGAGGAUGUUUCCAUACAUAGACACUGAGGAUAAACUCCCAUUGAAAAUAUCACCCCUGAAGGUGUGUGUGUCAGUGGAACAGAGCAGUUAAAGAAGUACUUCAUCUCUGGAAAGACAGCCCUUAAAUAAAUCAUGAUCCAAUCAUCUGCCCCCUCAGGUGGCUGUCAGUUUGUGCACUACCUGAUUUUACUAAGGCUAGCUGCCUAAAAGAGAUAAAAAGAAUAAUUAAUUUGGACCUGACAAACAUUUUAAAUCAUUUAAAUAAUUUAUUUAGAGUUUUAAUAAUGUUUUUAAGGGAAAGAGGGACUUUUAUUCUGUACCGUUGUACGAGCUCUGUAGAUGUUUUAUUUCUAAAAUAAUUUGAUGACAUAAAAAUGUUGUUAACAUUUUUACAAGACAUAAUAACUGCAUGUUUCUUUGUUCAUAUCCAAAUGCUUUACUUCAAAUUU